Molecule: messenger RNA, 774 nt
Organism: Dendrobium catenatum
Lineage: Eukaryota; Viridiplantae; Streptophyta; Magnoliopsida; Asparagales; Orchidaceae
Product: SUMO-conjugating enzyme SCE1
Exons: 4
Coding region: 93-575 (160 amino acids)
Biological process (GO): protein sumoylation
Cellular component (GO): nucleus
Molecular function (GO): SUMO conjugating enzyme activity
Source: RefSeq, a predicted model, not a curated record
AUUGUUUCUUAGGGUGCUUUAUAUGAAUAAGGGUUGCGCUUAGCCCUUAGCAUAGCUGAAGUGAAGAACUGCAGGAAGAAAUCAGAGGAAUUAUGUCGGGGGGCAUUGCGCGCGGCCGUCUCGCUGAGGAACGGAAGUCAUGGCGGAAGAAUCAUCCCCACGGUUUCGUUGCGAAGCCGGAAACGCUGCCUGAUGGUUCCGUCAAUCUAAUGAUUUGGCACUGCACGAUCCCCGGCAAGCAAGGGACAGAAUGGGAAGGCGGUUACUUUCCUCUAACACUCCACUUCAGCGAGGACUACCCUAGCAAACCCCCGAAGUGCAAGUUCCCUCCAGGCUUCUUUCAUCCAAAUGUAUAUCCAUCUGGUACAGUAUGCCUAUCCAUUCUCAACGAGGACAGUGGAUGGAGACCUGCCAUCACUGUAAAACAAAUUCUUGUAGGAAUACAGGAUUUGCUUGAUCAGCCUAAUCCAGCUGAUCCUGCUCAGACUGAUGGAUACCAUCUCUUCAUUCAGGAUCCGGUGGAGUACAAAAUAAGGGUGAAGCAUCAGGCGAAGCAAUACCCUCCGCUUGUUUAGGGUAUGUUUGAUAGCUUUUGCAACUUGUUUGGUUCAUUGAACAUUUGUGAUUACUGCUGUGAAGGAUAUUGGAUUGGAACUGGAGUGUGUGUGUGUACUACGAUGCCCUUACGACAACCAAAUGAAGGCAUUACAUGUACUUGAUACAGGGCUUACCUGCUGUUUGAUAUGAAGUUUGUGCUUAACUUUUGCCUGUUCA